UCCUUAUCACCUUAUUGAUGCUUGCUGUUCUCUUCGGUUUCUUGACGUUGGAUACCCCUUUCCGACUUAUUCUCAUAGCAGACUGUUCGAUGCUUAGGGUUAAUGGUUUUGGAAAUCCGUGAUUUCUGUGACGCUGGUGAUUUUGCGGGUUCUUUUUGGCUUUUCUUGAGUCCCACGAUUAGGGAUUAAAGGAAGAUGGAUUCAUAUUUCUGUUCGAGACCUGCUUAGGUUUCGAUUUUGGUAUUUGGGUUGUGUGGGUGAGUAGUUGAUACUGAACUGCAAAAAUUGUAUUACAGAUUAAAAUUCCCACAAGUUGGACACUUUUUGAGGAUAAUUUUCUGUGCUAAUUUUCUUGAACAGUCGGUAGAAGCUGAAAUUGAGAUCUUUAGAAUUUUUCUUUUGCUUCUCUUUUCCAAAGUAAGAUGCAUCGACUUUAUAGGCCUACUUGACAUGCCUGAAACUUAGGGGCUAAAGGCUUCUUUGAUCUCUGAGUCAUCUGCUGGUGAAUCUUAAUUAAAGCAAUGUCAUCAAGAGUCUUGAUGCAAACGAUUGACAAGAACUACUUUGUCGCGCCGUAUAACGAAAGAGAUGUUAGUAUCAGCUGCCUCAGCUCUGUAUGUUAGCCUGGUUGCUUCUUAUGGUACUCGGAUUGGCUUGGAACCAAAAGCAAAGGCCCUUCACGUUACUCAAAAGACUCCAAAGCUUUUCAAGGGAUUCAAUGGUCUGAAAGCAGCAGCAUCGGUUUCUUGUGAAUCAGAUACAUCUUUCCUGGGAAAUGGAAGAAAUGCUACUGUAUGGGAAUCGUUCAAGCCAAAAUUGGGGAGACCGAAUUUGAGAACAAAAAGUCAACUGAAGCCACAAGCUUCAUCUUUUAAAGUGGCUGUUCUUGGAGCUGCAGGUGGUGUUGGGCAACCACUAGCUCUCCUGAUUAAGAUGUCUCCGCUGGUCUCAGCUGUGCAUCUCUAUGACAUUGCAAAUGUAAAGGGAAUAGCUGCUGAUCUCAAUCAUUGCAAUACCCCCGCCCGGGUUCUGGACUUCACUGGAGAAUCAGAGCUAGCUAGUAGUUUGGAGGGGGUGGAUGUGGUUGUGAUACCUGCAGGGAUUCCACAAAAGCCUGGCAUGACCUGCGAUGACCUAUUCAAUGUCAAUGCUAACAUUGUGAAGUCACUGAUGGAAGCUGUUGCCGACAAUGCUCCGGAUGCUUUUAUCCACAUCAUUAGUAAUCCAGUGAAUUCUACUGUCCCUGUUGCUGCAGAGGUUCUGAAACAGAAGGGCGUCUACGAUCCAAAGAAACUUUUUGGUGUUACCACACUUGAUGUUGUGAGAGCCAGCACCUUCGUGGCCCAAAAGAAGCACCUUAAGCUUAUCGAUGUCAGCGUCCCGGUGAUUGGGGGUCAUGAUGGAAUAACCAUAUUACCGUUGUUAUCAAAGACUAGACCAUCUGUGACCUUCACUGACGGAGAAGUUGAAGAGCUUACGGUGAGGCUUCAGAAUGCAGGGACGGAGCUAGUGGAGGGAAAAGCUGGUGCUGGAUCUGCGACUCUUUCAAUGGCCUACGCGGCAGCAAGAUUUGUCGAGUCGUCUCUUCGUGCUUUGGACGGAGACGGGGAUGUUUACGAGUGCUCCUUUGUUCAAUCUGAUCUGACGGAGCUUCCGUUCUUUGCAUCCAGAGUUAAACUCAGCAGAAAAGGUGUGGAAGCCGUGAUCCCUUCUGAUCUCCAGGGGCUGACGGACUACGAGGCCAAGGCACUCGAAGCUUUGAAGCCGGAACUGAAGGCAAGCAUCGAGAAGGGUGUGUCGUUCGUUCACAAGCAGACAGCUGCAGCAGCAUCAGGCUGAGUCACUAGACGAAGAAGACUGUUUUAAGUUUUGCAGAAAGUUGAGAGUUUUGUUCUUUUAGUACGAGACAACAAGAAUGAUCAAGGAGUUGAAGUGAUGGUUGUACUGCAGCAAAGUAACAGGCUUUCAAAUCCAUUGCUCCUUACUCGAGCAUGGAGAACUCUUGGGAUUGACCAGAGGCUCUGGUUCUUGCCAUUGGUUAUUCCUUCUUCCCUCUGUACAUGUAUUCUGGUAUAAAAGCUCCUUUGCUCAGAAACCCAAUCUACUUUACAGUCUUAGGGAUGUGCUUUCCUGUUGGAAUCUGUAAAGAAAUUUGGAAGACAAUUCUCUGUAAGUAGUUCUCCUUUGUUCCCACUGUUCA
Molecule: messenger RNA, 2200 nt
Organism: Musa acuminata subsp. malaccensis (wild Malaysian banana)
Lineage: Eukaryota; Viridiplantae; Streptophyta; Magnoliopsida; Zingiberales; Musaceae
Product: malate dehydrogenase, chloroplastic
Biological process (GO): malate metabolic process; tricarboxylic acid cycle
Cellular component (GO): cytoplasm; mitochondrion
Molecular function (GO): L-malate dehydrogenase (NAD+) activity
Source: RefSeq, a predicted model, not a curated record